Penicillium samsonianum is the source of this 1113-nucleotide messenger RNA. Its product is annotated as Alpha/beta hydrolase fold-3. The transcript has 2 exons. NCBI's taxonomy places the organism in Eukaryota, Fungi, Ascomycota, Eurotiomycetes, Eurotiales, Aspergillaceae. Bases 1 to 1113 code for a protein of 370 amino acids. The record is from RefSeq and is a predicted model, not a curated record. Gene Ontology annotation, molecular function: hydrolase activity.
AUGGCGCGAUCAUUUGCAGAUAACAACGCAAUACCCAACGGCUGGCGUACUCGACACCCGGGAUCUGCCAUCUGGAUCGUCAUCGCUAUCUUUCGGGGCUUUUUGGAGGCAUUUUUCUACAGCCUGCAUGAUACGGCUUCUCGAGAGAGUCUUUCAUAUUAUCACGGAAUUGGUUUCACGCAAUCUUUGAGCCUGGAAGCGGGCAAAAUCGGCGAUCGCUGGGUGACCAUAGACCCAGCGCCAGCGGCCGCAUAUUGCGGUGACUUCGCGAGUGACACUAUCAAACCAGAGACGGUCGGCGGUACCUGGUAUCCAAGUCUACCAUUGAAACAGUCGCUGCUGGAAGAACAAGGCCUAGUGGUUUUGUCCUUUAAUUCUGGCUCGCUCCUAUGGCUGACUGGACGGCCGGAGGACUCAGGCCCCACUGCAACUAUGCUGAACAACAGUCUGGGCAACAAUACUCGCUCUUUUUGGCUGCAGUACCGUCUCGCCGGUGGCAGUAACCCAACACCAUAUCCCGGGGCCAUGCAAGACGCGGUAACAGCAUACAUCUACCUCACCAAAGACAUGGGAAUAUCCCCAUCGCGCAUUGUUCUCGCAGGCGAUUCCACAGGCUCGACCAUUGCAGUCGCACUGCUGCGCUAUCUUACCUCCAUCAAGGAGGUAAAAGAUCAUGAACUCGCCGAGCUUCCACCUCCAAAGGCAUGUCUUUUGUUUUCGCCCUCGGUCGAGUAUUGCUUCGAAGGUGAUCCGGAGGCUGUCAGCGCAAAUAGGAAUAUUAAGACCGAUUAUGUCGAGGCGCGUAUGAUGGCAUGGGGUGCAAGGGCAAUUGCGUUACCUGAGACCGUGCGACUGGAUGAUCCGUAUAUCUCUCCAGCGCUGCAUCCAUUUGCUAAGCCGGUUCCAAUUUUCGUUCAGGCGGGUGGCGCGGAGGUUCUCGCUGAUAGUGUUCGUGGAUUUGCCACCGCGAUGAGCUCUGUCCCGGGCAAUGUGGUAGAACAUUUUGAAGUUCCAGAUGUGCCACAUGAUAUUUAUGUUGUGGGCACUAUUGUCGGAUGGCCGAAGGAGCAAGAAGAGAUCCAUGAAGCUGCGGCCAGAUUUGUUCUACAAUAA